Messenger RNA from Thrips palmi, 1339 nucleotides. RefSeq names its product retinol dehydrogenase 13-like. The record is from RefSeq and is a predicted model, not a curated record. NCBI's taxonomy places the organism in Eukaryota, Metazoa, Arthropoda, Insecta, Thysanoptera, Thripidae. The transcript is spliced from 7 exons. Bases 121 to 1245 code for a protein of 374 amino acids.
UGGAAGAAUUUUUCAUGAAGGAGCAGCAGAAGCAGAAGACAAGGCAAGGCAGUCAAAUCGUGCUGCAAGAAGAAAUGUUCUUUUUCUGAAGAAUAUAUUUCUUGAAGUCUACCAGCAAACAUGAAUAAAGUUCCGUUCUGGGUCAAAGUGCUCACCGGUGUUGGUGUAGGAGCGGGUGCCUCUGUCGUUGUGAAAGAACGACUUUCAGGCCCAGAUUUUGAUGCUCCUGUCAAUAUUGGAGGAAAAGUAGCAGUCGUUACAGGAGCCAACUCUGGCAUUGGGUUUGAAGUCGCUAAAAAUCUAGCACAACGAGGGGCAAAGGUUUAUUUAGCCUGCAGAGACAAAGAUCGGUGUGCUACGGCACGAGAGGAAAUCUUUUUAGAGACAGAAAACAAACACAUAUAUUGUAGGUACUGUGAUCUAGGAUCCUUCGAAUCCAUCAAGAGAUUUGUACGCCGCCUGCAAAGGGAUGAAGAAAAAGUGGAUAUCUUGAUCAACAAUGCUGGUGUGAUGUGGGGUGAACGUGAAACAACUCAGGAUGGCAUUGAGACACAGUUAGGUGUUAACCAUAUGGGCCACUUCCUUCUGACAAACUUGUUGAUUGAUAAGCUUAAGCAAGGAGCACCCAGCCGCAUAGUCAAUGUUGCCAGCACAGCACACUACAAAGGCAAGAUAAAUGUCCAAGAUUUAAACAGUGCAGAUAACUACAGUGAGAGUGGGGCCUAUAAUCAAAGCAAACUUGCAAAUGUCCUCUUUACAAGAGAAUUGGCUAAACGUCUUCAAGGAACUGAUGUUACUGUAAAUGCUGUUCACCCGGGUAUUGUGGAUACCAACAUCGUUCGCAACACAGGGUUUUUCACAACUUCAUUGAUGUUCAUUUUACGACCAGUUGUGUGGGCUUUCAUUAAAUCCCCAAGGCAGGGUGCUCAGGCAGUGUUGCAUGUAGCUCUACACCCAGACCUCCAGCAAACCUCAGGGCAGUACUUCAAUUUACGUGAGAUUGCCGAGCCUUCAAAGGAUGCGUUGAAUGACAAGUUGGCACUGUGGCUUUGGCUUACCAGUGAAAAGUGGACCAAGUUGGAGGAAAUGAGGAAAGAAUUGAAUGUUCAACCACUGCUUCUCCCUGGAGAAACGGUUGGAAAUGUGCCUUUACCUAAUAUGAAGCAGAGGGCAACUGCUUCAAAAGUUGUUUCCUCCAACAAGGAUAUUAUUAGUGAUGUGAACUCCAAUGUUCUUGCCUCCUAGCACCGGCUUCCGUGCCCCCGCGGGCACUAUAACUACUCCUUGUAGACUGGAUCACUUUUUUCAAUAAAUUAGAAAUUUGAGUUUCUUCUGGGAA